AUGCAAUCUAUCUUCAGUUUCAAUGGUGCUGAUGUAAGUGGAUUCAAGUCAUUCCGCAGAGAUUUUCAACCUCAUAAGGAGGUCAGACUAAAUAAGAAUUAUCGUUCUACCCGCUGUAUUGUUGAUGUUGCUUCAUUUCUUAUACAAAAUAAUUCGAAACGAAGUCAGUUAAACAAGGUUGUUACUGAUAAUUCUUCUGGUUCUAAGAUUAUUGUUAAAGAAUGUUGUAAUGAGGAUGCGCAAUGUUCGUUUGUUGUUGACAAGAUAUUAGAACUCACUUCGUCGGGUUCAUCUGUUAAAGGCGCUUUUGGAGAGAUUGUGUCAGGGAAAAUGUUCCAAACAGCUUUCCGUGAAAGAAAAAUCCCGUUUAACGUUCACGGGGUCGCGUUUUACAGAAAAAAGGUGGUAAGGGCUAUUAUAUCUAUGCUUAAAACAACAUUGGUGGUGUGUGAUGAUGGGUCAUUUAGGCGAGUGUUCAAGGCCCUGCUAAAUCUAGAGAAAGACGAAAAGAAAAGGAUAAUUGACCAUAUUAAUAAAGUUUCAAGUGUAAGAAAAUGUAGCUUCAUAUUUGCUGCUUCUGAUAUCUUCAGUGCAAAGAUCUCUGGUACCUUAAAAAUGAGUCAACUCACCCAAGGUCGUAAGGUGGUGAAUACUUUAGAAAUGAUUUCAAAACUUGUCCACAGGGCUAUAGAACAAUUAAUUGAAAAUUCACCUUUUGAGUUGUUUGUGGCUUUCAGAUUAUGGGGUAUGGGGCGUGGGUUGGGUACAAACGCCCAAGUCACUACUCUGGAUGGGCUUGAGUUUUGGCAUGGCCCUUUGGGCGGGGGUUUCGCUAGCUACCGGUACAACGUGGGGAACGACUGGCACAAUUUAAACGCGUGCCAACACAAGUGGCGCGAGUUACGACCGAAGCUCGAUCGUUUUAAAGCCUACUACAACAGCGUCUCGGGCGGUGAUAUAAGUCACGAAGAGCGGAUGGCGGUGGCCAACAUCGAGUUCCGGGACAAGCUCGCCAUUUUCGAAAUCUACCUAACGCUUUAG
This is a messenger RNA of Helianthus annuus (common sunflower), 1041 nucleotides long. Its product is annotated as ATP-dependent DNA helicase SRS2-like protein At4g25120. Gene Ontology annotation, molecular function: DNA binding; hydrolase activity; ATP binding. NCBI's taxonomy places the organism in Eukaryota, Viridiplantae, Streptophyta, Magnoliopsida, Asterales, Asteraceae. Bases 1 to 1041 code for a protein of 346 amino acids. Gene Ontology annotation, cellular component: nucleus. Gene Ontology annotation, biological process: recombinational repair. The transcript has 9 exons. The record is from RefSeq and is a predicted model, not a curated record.